AUGCUGAAAACUCUAAAAAUAAUUAAUCGGAGUUUGAACAAUUCUAAGCUGUCUUCGUUCUUGACACUAAAACGUACUGUCUACCGAUCCGUCUAUGAUCAUAGUGAUAAAAUAGCUGUCAUUGAUGAUAAUGGCAGAUAUUCAUAUAAAAAUUUGAUUUCUGCUAGUUUUCAGCUAAGUAAUAAACUAUUAAAAAGCAUUCCAUCCGGAAAACUAAAAGGUGAACGAAUUGCAUUCCUCUGUAAUCAAGACGUCUCAUAUGUCCUUGCUCAAUGGUCGUGUUGGUUAAAUCAUAGUGUAUGUGUGCCAUUGUGUAAAGAUCAUCCAGCUAAGGUAUUAGAAUAUUACAUCAAAGAUUCAAAAGCAUCCAUAUUAAUAUCAACCAGCAAUUUUGAAAAUGUUCUAAAGCCAUUAGCCGAAAAAUUUAAAAUACCACUAAUAGUACUAAACAAAGAUGAUUUGAAAAUGAAAAACGAUAAAAUAGAAAAAGAUUUAGACAUAUUUUCAAACAGUAAGGAAGACGCAUUAAUCUUGUACACAUCAGGUACAACAGGUCCGCCAAAAGGCGUCGUUCAUACCGUGAGUUCGUUAAAAGCACAAAUGGAUGCAAUGAUUGAAUCCUGGAGAUGGGAAACGAAAGAUACCUUGUUAAAUGUGUUGCCAUUACAUCAUGUUCAUGGUAUUGUGAAUUGUGUAAUGACACCCCUCUAUAACGGAAGUACAUUAGUUAUGGACCAAAAAUUUGACGCAGCAACAACAUGGAAUCAUCUUUUAAAUGACAAAGAUCCUUCCAUCAGUGUUUUCAUGGCUGUUCCAACAAUCUAUGUAAAAUUAAUUGAACAAUAUAAAAAAUCUGGCUGGACAUCGAAGGAUGUUGAACAAAUUCGAAAAAUGAGAUUAUUUGUUUCUGAACAAUUUGGAAUGUCAGAAGCUGGACGAGUGCUGUCAAAUACAAUAGAUGGAAAAAAAUUGCCUGGUCGAGUGGGUUUACCAAUGCCUAAUAUGACAAUUCGUUUGACACAAAAAGAUGACAAUAAUAAUGAAAAAAUUGUUGCUGAAGGAACUUUGGAGAAAGUAAAAAUAUUUGAAAAAGGCGACCACAAAGAUGGAAAUGUAUCUGGUGAAUUGCACGUUAAAGGCGAUAUGGUUGAAUAUGAAAUGGCGAAUAAUACAUUUAAAAUAAUGGGUCGUACUUCGGUCGAUAUUAUCAAGAGCGGUGGGUACAAAAUAAGCGCGCUGGACAUUGAAGCUGUUCUGUUACAUCACCCAUCGAUUAGUGAAUGCGUUGUUCUUGGUGUGCCUGAUGCACAGUGGGGCGAAAAAGUAACGGCUAUUAUUGUUCUAAAUCAAAAUGCUGAAAAAUUAAGUUUGGAUCAAAUUCGAGAAUAUUGUAAGAAAAAACUACCGGCUUACAGCUGUCCAACAAACUUAAAAAUUGUCGAUGCUUUCGAACGAAAUGCGGUGGGAAAAAUAAAUAAAAAAGAAUUAAGACAAAAAUUAUUUCCAACAUCAAAAUAG
Didymodactylos carnosus is the source of this 1518-nucleotide messenger RNA. NCBI's taxonomy places the organism in Eukaryota, Metazoa, Rotifera, Eurotatoria, Philodinida, Philodinidae. The record is from the annotation of a GenBank genome assembly.